AUGGCUUUAAUCUUCUCUGACAAGUCUGUAGCCAGUCCUGUUUCUCCACCGCUGCACAACUUCGGGGAGACAAGAAGCCCCAAGGCCUUCAGUACCUACACACCAAACCCUCAGCCCAGGCGGGAGUUGGUAGAAGCACAAGUCAAAGGAAUCGCUGGAUUCUCAGGUGACUUGGAUGAAGAAAGUCAAGCCCGUGAGCAAGAAGGGCCGCGAUCUGCUCUGUGUCCACCGUUCUCCUCCCCCUCCCCUGUACCCCGGCUGGGAGUCCCGGGCACCCAGCAAGGACGCUGGACUGACCUCGGGGUCUGGUCUGUUCCUGCCACUCCGCCGCCCUGUAACCUGGAACCUCUCUGGGUCUCCGUGCUCAAGGCCCCAGAGCGGGUGAAUCGUCGACUGGGAACGAGGGGUCUUCCCGCAGCAGCGGCGCAGGGAGGCGCAGCGCGUGCAGGCCGUGGGGUUAGGGGACAGGGCUGGACGCCAGGAGGGGUCCCCAGGGCCACCCUGAGGGAGGGAAAGAACAGAGCCCCGAGCCGGGGCGUCGAGGGGGCUGAGGAGCGUCCUCCUGUGCUCCAGGUCCAUCAGGUCACCUGGGGGCGAGGACCGGCCACGCCACGCACGACGAGGCGUCUACACUGUGGAUGCGCGUGGUCAGUGCAUGGGGCCUGUUCUUUAGAGGAGGAUGUGACCCCGAAGGAAGAGGGCGCGCUGGAUGAGCCGGCGUGCUGGACGGAGCGGGGACAGGAGCGGGGACGGAGCGGGGACGGAGCGGGGACAAGAGCGGGGACGGAGCGGGGACAAGAGCGGGGACGGAGCGGGGACGGAGCGGGGACAAGAGCGGGGACAGAGCGGGGACGGAGCGGGGACGGAGCGGGGACGGAGCGGGGACAAGAGCGGGGACAAGAGCGGGGACAGGAGCGGGGACGGAGCGGGGACAAGAGCGGGGACGGAGCGGGGACAAGAGCGGGGACGGAGCGGGGACGGAGCGGGGACAAGAGCGGGGACGGAGCGGGGACGGAGCGGGGACAAGAGCGGGGACGGAGCGGGGACAAGAGCGGGGACGGAGCGGGGACGGAGCGGGGACAAGAGCGGGGACGGAGCUGGGACGGAGCGGGGACGGAGCGGGGACAAGAGCGGGGACAGGAGCGGGGACGGAGCGGGGACAAGAGCGGGGACGGAGCGGGGACAAGAGCGGGGACGGAGCGGGGACGGAGCGGGGACGGAGCGGGGACAAGAGCGGGGACAGAGCGGGGACGGAGCGGGGACGGAGCGGGGACGGAGCGGGGACAAGAGCGGGGACGGAGCGGGGACGGAGCGGGGACGGAGCGGGGACAGGAGCGGGGACAGAGCGGGGACGGAGCGGGGACGGAGCGGGGACGGAGCGGGGACAAGAGCGGGGACGGAGCGGGGACGGAGCGGGGACAAGAGCGGGGACGGAGCGGGGACAAGAGCGGGGACGGAGCGGGGACAAGAGCGGGGACGGAGCGGGGACGGAGCGGGGACAAGAGCGGGGACAAGAGCGGGGACGGAGCGGGGACAGGAGCGGGGGCGGAGCGGGGACGGAGCGGGGACAGGAGCGGGGACGGAGCGGGGACAGGAGCGGGGACGGAGCGGGGGCGGAGCGGGGACAGGAGCGGGGACGGAGCGGGGACAGGAGCGGGGACGGAGCGGGGACAGGAGCGGGGACAGGAGCGGGGGCGGAGCGGGGGCGGAGCGGGGACGGAGCGGGGACAGGAGCGGGGACGGAGCGGGGACGGAGCGGGGACAGGAGCGGGGACAGGAGCGGGGACAGGAGCGGGGACGGAGCGGGGACAGGAGCGGGGGCGGAGCGGGGACGGAGCGGGGACAGGAGCGGGGACGGAGCGGGGACGGAGCGGGGACAAGAGCGGGGACAGGAGCGGGGACGGAGCGGGGACGGAGCGGGGACAGGAGCGGGGGCGGAGCGGGGACGGAGCGGGGACAGGAGCGGGGACGGAGCGGGGACGGAGCGGGGACGGAGCGGGGACAGGAGCGGGGACGGAGCGGGGACGGAGCGGGGACAAGAGCGGGGACAGGAGCGGGGACAAGAGCGGGGACGGAGCGGGGACGGAGCGGGGACGGAGCGGGGACAGGAGCGGGGACAGGAGCGGGGACGGAGCGGGGACAGGAGCGGGGGCGGAGCGGGGACGGAGCGGGGACAGGAGCGGGGACGGAGCGGGGACGGAGCGGGGACAAGAGCGGGGACAGGAGCGGGGACAAGAGCGGGGACGGAGCGGGGACGGAGCGGGGACAGGAGCGGGGACAAGAGCGGGGACAGGAGCGGGGGCGGAGCGGGGACGGAGCGGGGACAGGAGCGGGGACAAGAGCGGGGACGGAGCGAGGACGGAGCGGGGACAGGAGCGGGGACAAGAGCGGGGACGGAGCGGGGACGGAGCGGGGACAGGAGCGGGGACAGGAGCGGGGGCGGAGCGGGGACGGAGCGGGGACCGAGCGGGGACGGAGCGAGGACAGGAGCGGGGACGGAGAGGGGACAAGAGCGGGGACGGAGCGGGGAUAGGAGCGGGGACGGAGCGGGGACAGGAGCGGGGACGGAGCGGGGACCGAGCGGGGACGGAGCGAGGACAGGAGCGGGGACGGAGAGGGGACAAGAGCGGGGACGGAGCGGGGAUAGGAGCGGGGACGGAGCGGGGACGGAGCGAGGACAGAGCAGGGACGUGGGCCCGCCCCGGCUCCCCCUGCCGGGGCCCGCGGGGACCCCCCCCCCUCCCCGCACAGCCAGCUGCUCCGACCACGUGGCGCGGGCCGCAGCCGGGUCGCCAAGGUCCAGCCCAGGAGCCCUGGUUGAUCCCAGGCAGGGGAAUUAAAGACGGUGAGAGAAUGAUGAUGCCAUUCGUGAAACCCGAAAGUGAGGCAGAAGAGUCUACUCGGCAGAAAUUUUGCUCAGAAAUGGACAUACUGGUUGGGCAAGCAGAGGAAGAUAUCAGGCAGGAGCCGACGAGGCAAGGCCCAAGUCAGGGGAGGGGUCGGAGCCCGAGGUCUAGAGAGGGGGAAUCUACAAGAGGCUCGGAGGAUCAUGAGAACUGCAAGAUCUAUGAGGAGAGCGCCAGAGAGCUGCUCAUCCGAGUUUUGGAUAAAACAUGCUGUUUGUAUUUGGAGUCCCUCAACAUGCAGCUGUGCCGUGCACGCAGUACACACGGGUUUUCAGGAGCCUUCCUCACGGAACGAGGGCGGGGACUGAAGGACGCAGUAAAGGGCCUGCGCCGCUUCACAGCGGCCACGGAGCAGCAGACAGUUCAAGGUUCUGACUCGCACGCUUGUCUGUUGGUCCAGACAGUCGGCCUGCGGGUGAGUGAGCCGUGCUCCUGCAUCCCACCGUCCUGUAGAAUUGGGCUCUCCACCUCCCCCCACCCAGGUGCCAUUCCCACCGUGACGGGGCAGCGCGUUUACAGGGGUCCAUACUCGUAA
This is a messenger RNA of Diceros bicornis minor, 3441 nucleotides long. RefSeq names its product fibroin heavy chain. Lineage: Eukaryota; Metazoa; Chordata; Mammalia; Perissodactyla; Rhinocerotidae. The transcript is spliced from 7 exons. Bases 1 to 3441 code for a protein of 1146 amino acids. The record is from RefSeq and is a predicted model, not a curated record.